Sphaeramia orbicularis (orbiculate cardinalfish) is the source of this 5985-nucleotide messenger RNA. It is a transcript of the gene cpne7, whose product is annotated as copine VII. Gene Ontology annotation, biological process: cellular response to calcium ion. Lineage: Eukaryota; Metazoa; Chordata; Actinopteri; Kurtiformes; Apogonidae. Gene Ontology annotation, molecular function: calcium-dependent phospholipid binding. The record is from RefSeq and is a predicted model, not a curated record. The coding region runs from base 356 to 2047 and encodes 563 amino acids. Gene Ontology annotation, cellular component: plasma membrane. The transcript has 17 exons.
UCUGUGCAAGCCAAGCCCACUCCCUCCUCAUCGCUCUAACCAAUGAGUUUGAGUGGAAAAUAUCGGGCAGCGUGUAUGAGAGCGGAUUAAACAAGUGUGUUGAGGAGUAAAGAGGGUCUGCAGAGUCUUAAAAGCGCACCCCCACCACCUUCAUGUCCUGUCUGUCGUCUUCUCCGAGGAAUCUUUUCUUUUUGUGACAUCUGUACCAAGUCAGAAGAGCCUGUCUCCUGUGAGUGUUCCACGUCUUUGCUGAGCUGCCUCCACCCGACCACUUCCUCUCCCACCUCUCUGAGCUACAAACAGCCUCCCUACACACUGCUCCGCUGGUUGGCAGUUCCUCUUGUCCUGAGCCAGGAUGAAUGAUGUUCAGGAGGCCACCUCCCCUGCGACCAGCCUUAGUGGUCCAGCUACCUGUGUCUCCAAAGUAGAGUUGCGUGUGUCUUGCAAAUCUCUGCUCGACCGAGACACAUUGAACAAGUCAGAUCCAUGUGUGAUCCUCAUGGUGCAGACCAAUGGACAAUGGACAGAGCUGGACAGGACAGAGGUGAUCAAGAGCAACCUGCAUCCAGUCUUUGGUAAAGUUUUCUCUUUGGACUACUACUUUGAGGAAGUUCAGAAGCUGAGAUUUGAAGUCUAUGACAUCCAUGGCACUCACAGCAUCGGGACCCGCGAUGACGAUUUCCUGGGUGGGGUGGAGUGUACUCUUGGUCAGAUUGUCGCACAGAAGAAGAUGGUGAAGCCUUUGUUGCUGAAGUAUGGGAAAUAUGCCGGAAAAUCCACCAUCACUGUGCACGCUGAGGAAAUUUCUGGCAAUAACGGAUAUGUGGAGCUCUCCUUCUGUGCCAAGAAGCUUGAUGAUAAGGAUCUCUUCAGUAAGUCAGAUCCAUUUUUGGAAAUAUACAGAAUCAAUGACGAUGAAACAGAGCAGCUUGUACACAGAACUGAGGUGAUUAAAAAUAACCUAAAUCCUGUGUGGGAGCCUUUCAAAGUGUCUCUGAUAUCCCUGUGCAGCUGCGAUGAAGACCGUAAGCUCAAGUGCCUAGUGUGGGAUUAUGACUCCAGGGGGAAGCACGACUUCAUCGGCGAGUUCUACGCCACUUUCAGGGAAAUGCAGAAAAUUUCCAGUGGAAAUAAGGUAACGUGGGAUUGUGUGAAUCCCAAGUACAAACAGAAGAAGAGAAACUAUAAAAAUUCAGGAGUUGUCAUACUCAGUGACCUCAAGCUCCACAGAGUGUACUCCUUCUUAGAUUACAUCAUGGGUGGAUGCCAGAUUCACUUUACGGUUGCCAUUGACUUCACAGCCUCCAAUGGAGACCCCAGGAACAGCUGCUCGUUGCACUACAUCAACCCAUACCAGCCCAACGAGUACCUGAAGGCUCUCAUAGCAGUGGGGGAGAUCUGUCAAGACUAUGAUAGUGACAAAAGAUUUUCAGCUUUGGGGUUUGGUGCCAGAAUUCCUCCAAAUUAUGAGGUGUCUCAUGACUUUGCCAUUAAUUUCAACCCAGAAGAUGAUGAAUGUGAAGGGAUCCAGGGGGUGGUGGAGGCGUACCAGAAUUGCCUUCCUAAGAUCCAACUGUAUGGUCCGACCAAUGUCUCACCGAUCAUUAACAGGAUAGCCAAGCUGGCAGCGGGCGAUGGCAACAUUAAAGACGCCUCGCGUUACCACAUCCUGCUCAUCCUGACGGAUGGUGUAGUGACAGACAUGGCAGACACACGUGAAGCCAUUGUACGAGCCUCCUACCAGCCUCUGUCCAUAAUCAUUGUCGGCGUGGGCAACGCAGACUUUACAGACAUGCAGAUCUUGGAUGGAGAUGAUGGAGUCCUGCGCUCACCAAAGGGCGAGCCUGUUCUUCGGGAUAUUGUACAAUUUGUGCCCUUCAGGGACUUCAAAAUGGCUUCACCAGCAGCCCUGGCCAAAUGUGUCCUGGCAGAGGUUCCCAAACAAGUAGUGGAGUACUACAGCCAUAAGGCCAUCUCCCCAAUGUGUCCUAUGAGGGACUUACACACACCCAUCCUCAGCCCACUGGCCACCAGCCCAACAGAAUAACCACCCAUCCAGGCCAGUCCAGGGGACCAAGCCUUGACCACAGCACCCAUCCAGCGAGCUGAGAAGGAGAGAGGACGCACAUCUCACUGUUUUGAACAAGGACCGAGGAAAAAUGUCUCUAAAUGUGCUGUUACUCAUUCACUUCAUUUUUCACUCCUAUCAGCGUGUUUACAUGAUGGAAAUUUGACAGAAACUGCAAGUUAUGUUUUUCUGCACAGUGUGGAUCCAGCUCAUUCUUCUGGCUGCACAAAUUGUCAGUUCAGCUGCAUCAGCAUCAGAGUCCUUGAGGAUUUUUCCCCUCUAAUUUUUAUGCAUGCAGGCCAGUCCUUCAGAGCUGAUUUAUUGAUCGGAUGCAGGUGUGUCAUUCCACGCUGCCUCUGAAAUUCAACACAGGAGCUCUGCCUGUUAUUUUACUGACUCUUUUUAAUCACUUCAUGUUAAAGAUGCACUGAACAGCUGAGCAGAAUCAGAAUUAGAUUACUUAUCCUCAGUGAAAUUAAAAUAUUUAUCAAAGAUGUUAUAAAUGAAUCAAAUGUACAGGUACCAAGUACCAUAAUUGUAUAUACAGACCUACUGUUAUUAUGGCAUGAACAAAAAAAACCCACAAUCCCAAACCAUCCUACAAUCAGAAGCCAUGACAGUUGUCAGUGACAAUUUAGAAAUGCUCAUUUUUCAACUAAACUAUAAGGACACUUUAGAAUUUAAUGCUAAAGCUAAACACCGUUCAAAAGUACACAAAAUAUUCCCUACAAACUAAACAUAUCAGUAGGAAUAAUGUCUGUGGCUACCAGUUAGUAACUGCAGGUUGCUUGGUUAGUGUACUCAUUAUAAAAUAAUACAACAAUAGUUGGUUAGUUUUAAUUAGGUCUGUUUAAGGGCCAUUAGGGAAAACAUCAGCAUCAGAAAUAUAUUUGUAUAGCUCUGAUUUGCCAUGACUUCAAAUUUGCCAUAUUUGGAAACAGUCGCUAGCAUAUUAUAACCCUGUCUCCCAGAGUUAAGUUAAUAUGCAAUUAAAAUGCAGAUCCAUUCAUCUAGUGUAAUAAAUAUACUGUAAAGAAUAUACAAGUCCUCAGCAAUUACUAAUGAUGUUACAAUUUAAUGAGGUGGUUUUAGAUAAUUAGUCAUGACUAACCACAAACAGUUUCAUAAUGUCAUUGUCCAGACCAACUGUUACUGUAAAUGGAGUUGGCAGAUAUUAUAGAAGAAUGAAAUGCAUUGAAAUGAAAAAGUUACAUUUACAUACAGAUGCAACAUUUUAAGCACAUUGGUAUUGUGUUAAUUAAUAACAUUUAGUUAUUUUAUUGAAACAAAAUAUAGCGUGGGUGGCAUUACAUUACAAAUAGUUACAGUUUAUUGCAUAUAAAUGUAAUUUCUGUGAGACAGGGUUGUACAGGGACAUAAAAACUUUGGUAUUCUGUGAGCUGAAGCUCUUAGUGUGUUUUUUUCAUUUAUGACAGGGAGAUAGGAAGUUAUAGUCAGACGAGGUGUGCAGUAAGGUCAUGAGCUUUCAGGCUGAAGUGGGAGAUGUGUUUGUGCUGUAACAAGGUUGCAAAGGGCUGCCUUUUUCUGAGGUUAGCUGUGAACAGACCCCGAAUAACAUUUUUCUCUAAGAGAAGAUGAAUGAUCACACCCUAUUUUUGAUCUUUUGUCAAGUGGCUAUGGUAUAAGAUUUCCAUUCCCUCUGAAAUGUCUGUGAUUGUUCCCUAAACCAGCCAUCCUGCUCACAGCAUUCUUCAUGUGCAGCACAUUUCCAUAUUUUUCCUUCCUGCUGCUUUUUAUGUGCAGUAUAAUUCUAUUAGGUGUUUCAUGAUAAUUUUAAUUGUAAGCUCAUUGAUUGGAUCACAUGAAAGCACAAAGCCGAUCACAUGGAGCACUGCAACAUAAAAAAAAAAAAAUAAUGUUUAUAAAGCCAGCUCUUGUAUCUAACAGUGAAAAUAAUUAUAGAAGUUAAAUAAAAUACUGUUCGUUUUUUCCAAGCUUACUCAGUGAUAUAUAAAAUUGUAUUUUACCCAAAGAAGUGUUGAAAAGGUUUGCUACUGUUACCCACGUGCAUUCCCAGAACAUGCUGUUCUACAAAAGUGAAAUCUUGGGACUCUUGCCUGAAGGAUCACUAUUUACUAGAAGAGAGGAAGGCUUUGUAUGAUUCUCUUUUGAUUUUUUUAAUGUCCAGCAUAUUCAAAAAUUUAUAACUUCACUCUUGUCUCAGCAGACUUCUCAUGUAUUCUUCAUAGUGUGCAGAGUGUUACCUGUAUUCAAAAAGAAAAAACUGCAUUGUGUUUAGAUAUCAGUAUUUUUACAGAAGACGUGCUAAUGGCUACUGCCUUUCGUACUGAUUCUGUGUUACAGCAAACAUUCACUGUUUGAGAUGCUAAUAUUAUUGUAAAUGUCUGAUAUACUAUAGGCACGUAAGUGGCCUAAACUUAAGCGAUCAUUUGGUCGGGUCAUAUGUAAUUACAUUUUCAAAUAGUGCAGGAGAUAUCAGCUAAAUGUUGCAGUUUAGUGUUGAAAAGGACUGAAUGUGUCCUUAGUUUUCAACAGCUCACCCUGGCGUUUAACAUUUUUAUCUUAUGUAAGAAACCUUGCCAUUUAUCAGCUAAACAGCUUGAAAAAAAGAAAUAAAUAAAUGCUUUUGAGGUUUGAAUCAAAUAAAGAUGCCAAAUGAUUUUUUCUAAGUUUGAGCACUUUUAGUUUUAUCAGUAUUUUAAAGAAGCUCACUAUGAUUACAAAGAAAGUAUUAAAAAGUGGAGCAUUUAAUGAAAAAAGGAAGUGCGACUGGGAUAAAAAACCCUGUCUUUUUGGACAUCAUACUGUACGAUAAUAUGAUGAAGUCUGGUUGGAUAGUUCAUGACUUGCUGUAUGUUUAAGUGAUGACUCUAAGCUUUGUAUAUUUGCUGUGUGUUAUUGCAUUUAUCUUAAAUGGUGUUUUUGUGCUCUGAACAGCUCUGAUUGGUGACUAAUUCACUUGGCCAGAAACCAAGCUGUCUCCAUUAUCAAAUGCACAGGAAGAAUUUCUCCUCUUUACAGUGAAUCUAAACAAACACGCCCUGAGAUAAAAAUAUGAAUCUGACUUUGACUUGUCCUCUAGAGCUUUACCACAUACAGACUAUUGAAUUCCCAUGAAUGCACCUAAACACAGCUGGCUGCUAUUGGCUGCUCUCUCAGUUCCUUUGAAGAUCACAACUAUCGAGGAUUCUUCUGUCACUGUGGAUCACAGGAUGACGUCUAUUGAUUCAGCCAACCCAGAUCUGGAGCCAUACUCAGUCUCUCGAAUGUAAAUGACCCUGGAAGGACUUUGGCCGCACAUCUGAAGUUUAGCUCCAUGUGACUCGUUUACAACCAGAUGGGAAUAGAUGCAAGAAUCUACAAAGUGCUGUAACAAACAGCGAUGAUAUUAUACACAUUUAUUUACUGAGAAAGCUUGUUUUGUCUGUAUGAUGACUUUAUUGUAUAUUCAAAACCAAACACGUCAUUUUGUUUUUUAUUUCCAUACAGAUUCAUCACUCAUUCAUGAGUCACUUCAAUGAUUAUUGAUUUCCAAAAAACUUAAAGCACAACUGGUGUGAGGAAAAAGUUGUGUGCCGUUUUCAUUAACAAUCACAUUAACUUUUAUCUGAAGAACAGAUGAUUGUGGAGAGAAUGCAGAGAAAGGGAAAUUUUGAGGUGAAAGCAACCAGAGUCACAGAGGGACUCAAACCAGGACAACCAAUUCAGCAGAAGAAAAUGUUGCCAGUGCACGUUUCUGCUAAGCACAAAAUAAGCAAACAAGCAUGUUUCAUAGGAACAUUUCUCACUAUGUGUACAUUCACAUUCAUGGCCCUUUUCCACUGUCUGUAACAGCAAUGAUCUUCUUAUGUAGCUUAUGUUUAAUGACUUUUAAAGUUAGGUUUUUGGGAGAGAUAUUAGGGUUUGGUUUAAGACAGAAAUGUUCACAAAUAUGU